GCUGUCCUGGAUGAUUGUGUACAUGACGUUGAUCAUUGUUACCUCAGCAGUCAUGGUUAUGAUCAUCUCAGUGUCUGGUUAUUUCAAGCACAGCAGCAUGUUCCUCAUCUACAUCUGCUUUCUCCUGUACGGAAGCUCCAUUAUUUCCUUUGCAUUCAUGAUCACCCCGUUCUUCAACAAGUCCAAAGUGGCCGGAGCCGUGACCGGUUUCUCAACAGUCAUCAUCAGCUGUAUCUACCUGGCCAUUAGCCAGACCAGGGAUGUCAUGAGCUAUGACUCUAAAGUCCCUGCCGCUGCCCAGUGGUUACUAUGUCUCCUGUCACCAAUAUCUUUUGCUACGUUUGUGGAUCAGGCGCUGUUCCUGGACAUUCACAUGAAUGGCUUUGGUUUUAAUGAGGCUCUUACCUACGGCAAGUUUCCUCUCUAUGCUCCCAUUGUGAUGUUGUUAGUGGACACUAUCCUGUAUGCCGUCUUGAUGAUUUACUUUGAUAACGUGAUUCCAGGGGAAUUUGGAGUCAAGAAAAAGCCACUCUACUUCCUGCAGUCAUCAUAUUGGUGUCCUAGACAAGCUGAUAUGGAAACCUCUCAGCUUGUGAGCCCAACACAUAGCCUGUCGCAGACCAUAGAUGUGGAGCCUGUUGGCCGAGACAUGCAGGAUAAAGUUGCCAUGAGAAUCUCAUCAUUGACGAAAUCUUUCAAACAGGAUGGCGAAAUUUACAAGGCGGUGGAUGGAUUCUGUCUGGAUAUUUAUGAAGGCCAGAUCACUUGUCUGUUGGGACAUAACGGAGCAGGCAAGACAACCUUGAUAAAUAUGUUAACUGGAGUAAUUGCCCCAACGUCUGGCAGUGCACACAUCUUGGGCUUGGACAUCACACAAACGGGUGACUUGGAGCAGAUCCGCAAAAGGUGUGGCAUUUGUCCGCAGCACAAUAUUCUCUUUGAUGAUUUGUCCUGCAGAGAACAUCUUGAGAUGUUUGCUAACAUCAAAGGUGUCCCUCCUCCUCUUAUUAAUGCAACAGUGCAGCAAGCCCUGGCAGAUGUGGAUCUGAAGAGUCAGAGUGAAACCUUUGCUAAAAACCUCAGUGGUGGCCAGAAAAGGAAGCUUUCUGUUGCCAUAGCUCUGAUCGGGGAUCCUAAGUUUAUUUUUCUGGAUGAACCCACUGCUGGCAUGGACCCGUUCUCACGUCGCCUCUUGUGGUCACUGUUGAAGAGAAUGAAGGAGGGCAGGCUGGUUCUACUGACCACUCAUUUUAUGGACGAGGCUGACAUCCUUGCAGACAGAAAGGCGUUCAUCAGAAGAGGCAAGCUGCGCUGCUGUGGAUCAUCGCUGUUUUUGAAAAAUAAAUUUGGUGUGGGUUAUCAUUUGACGAUGGUAGUAGAACCUAACUGUGAUGUGUACGUUGUGACACGUCUGCUCAGGUCAGUGAUUCCAGAUGUGGAACACACAAGGUCACAUGGGAAGGAGAUCAGUUACACAGUACCUCUCCAAGAUGUCUCCAAGUUUUCUGACUUGUUUGAAAAUCUGGACAAGGUGGCAGAAUCAAAUGGCAUUAAGAGCUAUGGUGUGUCUAUGACAACUUUGGAGGAAGUAUUUCUCAAGCUAGAAGCGAAAGAAUCUGAGGAUAUUGAGGAAGAGAAUGAUGAAACAGUCAAUCCAGAUUUCUUUACAAGCUAUGAUAGAAUCAUCGGUGACCAACCUACCAUCUUAGAUGCUAAUUCUAUUGGAAGAUCCACUGUGCGUGGAAGGGAUUUAACCAGGCAGAGAUUCUGGACUUUGAUGAAAAUUCGGUAUAUACUGAAAUUGCGGGACAAAGCAUAUGUCGCUUUCCAAAUUGUGCUACCUAUAGUCUUUGUCAUUUUUGGCUUGGUCAUUUCCAAAUUAUAUGAAAAGUCUGUAGUGCAGACCACAGACCCGAUCUUUUUCAAUCCUCUUAUGUAUACCAGACCUGCAGGAUUUCCUGGCCAAAGACCCCCAUCAUUUCUUGUGUUUGAUGCUGUCAAUAACACUGACUCCCAGGCUGUUAUCUCUAACUGGAAGAGACACUAUGCUGUUGACACCUACUUAGCUGGCACCAAGAAGACUUCUGAUGUGGCACCUCAUUAUCUUGGAGCUCAAAUCAACAGUGUUGUUAAACAGGACCUAACAGAUUUUGUUGUACUGUACAAUGACAGUGCCGUCCAUUCUAUCCCUGUCAUCAUCAACAUGGCUACCCAGAACAUUUUGAACAGUUUAAACCUUAGUGUUUUCAUCAACGGGAGUAGCCUACCUUGGCCUGCCCUAUCUGAGCAACUUUCCUUCAAUGCAGGAUCGAUGAUGUCUCCUUUGCUUGUUGGACUGGCCUUCAUUCUCAUUAUCCCUGGUAUCUCUGCUGAAAUUGUUAAAGAUCGUGAGUUGAAGCUGCGAGGUCAGCUGCGUAUUUCUGGAGUGACGUUCAACCUUUACUGGGGAACAAUUUACAUCUGUGACUUGUUGAUUUACUUGAUUCCUGUUGUCAGCAUCAUCCUUGUUGUGUUGGCAGUACAGAUUAAAGGCUUGGACUCGGACGGCGCACUGGGUGCAUUGGCGCUACUGUUUAUCACAAAUGUGCCCUUUAAUAUUGUCAUGGCUUUAGUUCUGUCAUUCUUAUUUGACAAGUCAGAAUCAUGUUCUUCUUAUCUGUCUAUCCUGCUUAAUUUGAUCUCACUGAUCCCGUACAUGAUUGUGUCUCUGAUAGAUAUGAUUUCCAACAGCAGUGCAGCAAUAUUUAUUCAUUACCUUGCCUGCAUCAUUGAUCCUCCCUACAUUGUCUUUGGGGGAUUUUAUUUCAUCAGCAGGGUAAACUUAAAGGCACUCACAGAGGGAAGGACAGUCAAGGAAAGUGAUUACUAUGAUUUUGGAAACCAUGUUAUCAUUUGUAUUAUUAUGCCCAUAAUCCACCUGUUUUGGAUGUACUGGCUGCUGCGGAUCCUUGAUGUGAAGAAGGCUGGUGGUCUUAUUUUGGAAGCAUUUCCUUGCUUUUCAGAGUCGACAGACACAUCAGAACGUGUCAACACCGACAUCAUUGAAAAUGAGGAUGAAGAUGUCAAAGCUGAGAGACACAGAAUUGAACAUCUACACCCUGAGGACCGUAGGAGUUUUAGUUCAGCACGAGGCUUGACUGACAUGAAUUCAAAGGCUCCAGUGGCUUAUAUGUCACAGCUGCGCAAGUUGUUUGUGAAGCGCACCAGGUCGGAGGGAAUGUGCAAACCCAGCAAAACUAAAGUCAAGAUUGCUGUGCGGAACUUGAGCAUUGGCGUUGAUGAGGGAGAGGUUUUAGGACUUUUAGGGCCAAACGGAGCUGGCAAGAGUACUGCCUUAAAUAUGAUGACUGCUGAAGUAUCACCCACAUGUGGGAAGGUUGUUGUAGCUGGUCACAACAUCCGCUCCAAUAUGUUGUCAGUGUUGGAGUCCCUGGGCUACUGUCCUCAGCAUGAUGCAUUGUGGGAGAUGAUCACCUUGGAGGAACACGUGAAGUGUUUCGCAGCAAUUAAAGGAGUUCAUUCAAAGGACCUAGAUAGAAUUGUUGAUUACUUUGUUGUACAGCUGAAGCUUGAAAAACAUCGCAAGAAAUAUGCCAAAAAAUUGUCUGGAGGAACCAAGCGGAAACUGAGCUAUAUCAUGAGUAUUCUGGGCUCCCCACACUUUGUUCUCCUGGAUGAGCCUUCAACUGGCAUGGACCCACAGUCCAAACGGUUUCUCUGGGACACUAUCAGCUCUAGUUUUAGAGGCACAGACAGAGGAGCCAUCUUGACCACCCAUUACAUGGAAGAAGCAGACGCUCUGUGUGACCGGGUUGGGAUUAUGAUCAAUGGUCAGCUAGAAUGUCUGGGCUCUACCCAACACUUGAAGGACAAAUAUGGCAGUGGUUACAUCUUGGAGGUGAAGCUGGGUGCCCAUGAGGAUGGACAGGUUGAAACUCUGAUGGAUCAGUUGGAGGCUCACCUGAAGACCUUAUUCCCAGGACUGGGCAAAGUUGAAAGAUUUCAAGAAAGGGCCCAGUACUCAAUUCCCAGAGAAGAUGUAAAUUUCCUAGGCAAAACAUUUGCCAGCUUGGAAGAUUGCAAAAGGACACACAAUCUAGAGGAAUACAGUUUCAGUCAAAGUUCAUUAGAACAGGUUUUCCUGCAUUUUGCCAAACGGCAGUUGGAAGAAGGGGAAGAUGAAGUGCCUGGAAGUUAUAAGCAACAUACAGGUCAUAUAAAUGAAGUUGGAUCAAUGGCUAUAUAA
This is a messenger RNA of Candidula unifasciata, 4246 nucleotides long. The record is from the annotation of a GenBank genome assembly. NCBI's taxonomy places the organism in Eukaryota, Metazoa, Mollusca, Gastropoda, Stylommatophora, Geomitridae.